This is a messenger RNA of Capsicum annuum, 2285 nucleotides long. RefSeq names its product pentatricopeptide repeat-containing protein At5g56310. Gene Ontology annotation, molecular function: RNA binding; protein binding. Gene Ontology annotation, biological process: RNA modification. NCBI's taxonomy places the organism in Eukaryota, Viridiplantae, Streptophyta, Magnoliopsida, Solanales, Solanaceae. The transcript has a single exon. The record is from RefSeq and is a predicted model, not a curated record. The coding region runs from base 1 to 1425 and encodes 474 amino acids.
AUGACUACAAAAUCAUAUUCACAACUCAACAACAUAUCAACAAAAAUCCUUAAUCUCCUCAACAAUCCCUCCAUUUCACCUUCUCACUUCUCCCAAAUCCAAGCUCAACUCAUUCACCACAAUCUCCAUUACAACACAACCAUAGCCAAAAACCUCAUCUCCACUUGCCAAUCUUUAAGUCUCUUAAACUCCUCAUUUACCCUUUACACUAAACUCAUCAAGAAACCCCACAUCUUCAUUUGCAACACUCUCAUUCAAGAACUCUCGCAUUCCGAAGAUCGACUACUGAAGCAGAAAUCGAUAUCGAUGUACAUUCAUAUGUAUCAAGAACGUAUUUUCCCGAAUAUUUACACUUACCCUUUUGUUCUAAAGUCAUUAUCUGACCUUAAGGAGUUGAAAUUAGGAAAAUGUGUACAUACCCACGUUGUAAAAUGGGGGUUGGAUUCAGAUAUUUACGUGCAGAACUCGUUCUUGAAUUUGUAUGGUUCUUGUGGUGAAAUCUUGGUUUGUCGCCAACUGUUCGAUGAAAUGCCUCAAAGAGAUGUUGUUUCGUGGACGGUGUUGGUUAUGGGGUAUAGAGAAUGUGGAAAGUAUGGCGAUGCGGUUGGUGUGUUUGAGAGGAUGAGAGGUUCGGGCGUGGCGCCUAAUCGAGUAACGAUGGUGAAUGCAUUGGCUGCUUGUGCUAAUUGUGGUGGUUUGGAUGUAGGGGUGUGGAUAGAUGAGUAUAUAAGGAUGAAAGGAUGGGAAAUGGAUGUGAUUUUGGGUACUUCGUUGAUCGAUAUGUAUGGGAAAUGUGGGAAGAUCGAGCGUGGUUUUUGGGUGUUUCGAGAAAUGAAAUGUAGGAAUGUGUAUACUUGGAAUGCCGUGAUUAGGGGUUUGGCGUUGGCGAAAAGCGGGGAAGAGGCAUUGCGAUGGUUCUUGAUAAUGGAGCGCGAAAAUGUCAAACCAGACGAAGUGACUUUACUAGCCGUGCUUCGUGCUUGUGCGUAUGCUGGGAUGGUUGAACAAGGUAGAGAAAUCUUUUCGUCGUUGAUGAAUGGGAAGUAUGGAUUUCCACCUGGUGCGAAACACUACGCGUGUAUGGUUGAUCUGUUAGCGCGUUGUGGGCACUUAGAGGAAGCGUUAAGUAUGAUCAAAGAGAUGCCGGUGGAACCUACAAAGAGCGUUUGGGGUGCAUUGCUUGCCGGCUGCAGACUUCAUGGGAAUCAAGAGUUGAGCGAGUUUGCAGCGUGGAAACUUAUAGCAUUGGCGCCGAGAAACUCGGCCUAUUACGUCGUGUUGGCUAAUCUAUACGGUGAAAUGGGAAGGUGGAACGAUGCAGAGAAAAUUCGAACACUGAUGAAAGAGAGUGGAUUGUUGAAGGACUUGGGUAGUAGUUCAGUUGAACUUGAGGAUCAAAAGGAUCUACUAGACUUGUUAAGGUGACAAUAAAUUCGAGCGUGGUUUUUGGGUGUUUCAAGAAAUGAAAUGUAGGAAUGUGUAUACUCGGAAUGCUGUGAUUAGGGGGUUGGCGUUAGCGAAAAGCGGGGAAGAGGCAUUGCGAUGGUUCUUGAUAAUGGAGCGCGAAAAUGUCAAGCCUGAUGAAGUCACUUUACUAGCCGUGCUUUGUGCCUGUGCGUAUUCCGGGAUGGUUGAACAAGGUAGAGAAAUCUUUUCGUCGUUGAUGAGUGGGAAGUAUGGAUUUCCACCUGGUGCGGAACACUACGCGUGUAUGGUGGAUUUGUUAGCGCGUUGUGGGCAUUUAGAGGACACGUUAAGUAUGAUCAAAGAGAUGCCUGGGGAACCUACGAAGAGCGUUUGGGGUGCAUUGCUUGCCGGCUGCAGGCUUCAUGGGAAUCGAGAGUUGAGCGAGUUUGCAGCUUGGAAACUUAUAGCAUUGGCACCGAGAAACUCGGCCUAUUACGUCGUGUUGGCUAAUCUAUACGGUGAAAUGGGAAGGUGGAACGAUGCGGAGAAAAUUCGAACAUUGAUGAAAGAGAGGGGAUUGUUAAAGGACUUGGGUAGUAGUUCAGUUGAACUUGAGGAUCAAAAGGAUCUACUAGAGUUGUUAAGGUGACCUAAAUUGCUCGGACUCUCCAAAAAUGUUGCCGCAGCCAUGUCGGAUCCUUCAAAAAUACACUAUUUUUGGAGAAUACGACACGCUCCUGGGAUAUUUUUGAAUAGUCCAAGCAACAUAGAAGGUGACAAUAAGUUACAUUUUGGAGAAAUUUGGAUUAGAAUGAACGUGACAUUUGGAUGGUUCGAUCUCUUCACUUUUAAUCAAAGGUCCGAAAAGAUUGAAAUAA